Messenger RNA from Colias croceus (clouded yellow), 2227 nucleotides. Its product is annotated as protein PFC0760c-like. The record is from RefSeq and is a predicted model, not a curated record. The coding region runs from base 291 to 2072 and encodes 593 amino acids. NCBI's taxonomy places the organism in Eukaryota, Metazoa, Arthropoda, Insecta, Lepidoptera, Pieridae. The transcript has 2 exons.
UGAUAGGUUUAUAAAAUGUUUUCUUUUUUUGAACUCAGAUUUAAAUUAUAUGACCUUUUAUAAGAUACCUAAACUUAAUGAAAAAAUAUUACAAUUAAUAUAAGUACUUAUAUCUAUUCCAGAAAUUUCCCGAAUGUGUGCAAAUUUCGUCCUUGCAGUUGCAACCCCAGCCCCUGUGGACGAUCAAUAUCAGUCACAACACAAAGUGAGCGGCGCGGGUCGGGACUGUCUCUCGGCGGGAGCGAAUUCACAGACAUCUCUACUUUGUUGUCCAGGAGAACUACAUAAAAAUGGCAUCCAAGCGAAGUAAUAGCACUGCAAUUAAAGGCAACGCGUCAAAAAGAGCUCGGUCUUCACGAGACGAUAUCCAAAUUAAUCAACAACUAGCAGAAAAGGAGAAAUCAAACACUGAAAAUGGACAGUUUUCUUCAAUAGAUUCUGAAACUGCAAGUGAUUCUAACAGUAUCGAAGGAAGUGAAAAUAACACCGAUGCUAUUAUUUGCAGCACAUUUAAUGAAGAACCUAAUCAUGAGUCUGCAGAAUUUAAUUUAGAACAAUCAAAAACAUUCAUAUCUGAAAAACAAGAUGAAACAAACCACACCAACGAUUUACCAAACAUUUCAUGUGAUAUAUCAAAUUCACAUUCAGAACAAGAACAAGCAAACGAAAACAAUGAAGAUUUCAAUGCUAACAAUGUCGGAUAUUCCCUCAUGAAUGGUUGCACUGAUGGUUCUGUCAAUUCAAAUAUCCUGAAAGCAAGUACAAGUAACGCAAUAUUAUACCCAGAAAAAGUAACGGUGCCAAAAGAGACAAUAACUUCAUUCAAUUCCGAUAAUACAAAACUUGAAAUGGGCAUCCAACUUAAUAGUGAUUUGAUGCAACGGGAAGAAAAUGUUUCGGCUCAAGCUGAAGAUAAUUCAAACUCUAUGACAAAUACCGACACAGCUAGCCUAUCAAAAAAUGAUGAAGGUAAUGAAAGUAGCCAAUGUAUGGAAAAUGUAUUAAUUAUGAAAUUGCAGCAACGCAAUGAUUCGGAAUAUUGGUAUCCAAGCAAAUUUGAAAGUGGCAUAAACGCUUUAAGAAAAUUGUUCACUUCGGAUGACGAUAUAGAAAUUAAUGAAAACUCAAUAGACGUGCAAAAACCAUCAGAUACUAAUAAUAAUGAUACAGCUAUAGGCCAAUCAAACGUGUCAGAAACUGAAUCAAAUAAUCAAAUUUCCAACUCUGAUAAUUUAGAAAUAUUUGAUGAUCGAUCGGAAUCAUUUGAAACUAAUAUUGACGAUAUUAUGAAUGAUUCUGAAAUAUGGUCCGCUGAAGAUUCUCCAAGAUUCGACUAUUAUUUAGGUGGGGUAAACCAUACUUCCUUGGAUAAUGAAGAAGAUGAUGGAGAUGAAGACGGAGAUGAAGAAAAUGGCGAUGAUGAAUAUGAUGAAGAUGAAUAUGCAGAAGAAGAAUAUGAAACAGGUUCUAAUGCAACAGAAGAAUUAACUGAAGAUUCUGAUGAUAGCGACAACGAAUCACAACAUAGUGAACCAGGAAAGCUUACUAGAAUAAAAUCAAAAGUCAUUGAAAUGUAUAAAGUAGACGUUAAGGCUGAAGAAACGCCUGAUAAGAAAAUUCAUGAAAACCUUACAGUUGAAAGAACUUUUCACAGUAUCGAAAAUGCAGCUAAAUUGCGAAAACUGCGAAGAAUUCUUGAAAAUAAUUCAAUUCCGCGACCUCUUGAACGAGGAGCAAGUAAAUUUAAUAUGGUUCUAGGAGAAAUACCUGAUAUAAUAGAAGUAUUAAGAGCAUAUCCGGAUUCAUCACAUCACGCUCAUGUUCGUUUUAUUAACCCGGAGCAAGAAAACUGUCAGAGUACGGUUGGCGAUGUAUACAUCAGGAAUGAACCAAGAAAAGUUCUUAGCGACUGCUCUAUUUGCUUGCUUACUUUUUGCGGAUAUCCUGUUUCCACCUUUUGUGGCCAUGUUUUUUGUGAAAAUUGUCUUGAAAGAACAUUGACUUUUCACAAGCAAUGCCCUACCUGUAGAACACAGUUGAGAAAACCUUAUUACCACAAAAUUUUCAUAUAAAUGUUACAUAUUUCAAAUAAUGUAUACUGCCCUUGCACAAAAGUGAUUGAUUUUCUCUAUAUUAUAUUUAAAUGGUUUUCUGUUCAACAUAAUUUGAAAAGACAAAAAUACUAAUAAUAAUCCGGUCAAGUUAAGCAUUUGAAAUAAGGAUAAUU